ACAUUAUCAAAAUAUCUCAGAUGUACUUAGCGCCUAAGUGUACCUAUUCCAUCUUAUUGGUCGUUAUGCUGCGUUUAUUUCUAUUAAUUUCUGGCAUAGUGUUUGCUAAUGGCAGUUCUUUUGAAGAACGUUUGAAAAUUCUUGAAAUAACUGUUAAUAAACAACAGGUCGAGAUGGAUUUAUUUAAACAGGCAAAUAUAGAACUGAAACAGGCAAAUCUCCAGUUGAAACAUGACAAUACAGAAUUAAAACAUGACAAUAUGGAACUAAAAAGCCGCGUGAAAAAAAUGGAACUUGACGUUUCAAGACUUAAAAAAGUUGUUAUAAAUAACAACUUUAACUAUGAAAGUGGCAUUAAUACAGCAAUGCAUGAAACAGUUGACAGUCUAAAUAAAAGCAACGAAUUAGGAACAUCGGAUGGACAUAAAACGCCAAAUCUUCAAAACGACCAAAAUGGGGAAGCCAUUGCAAGUCUUUUUAAAAAGGAACUAUUACAAUCAGAAAGGAUUGCGUUUCAUGUCUACCUUUCUUCAAGCAAAUGUUUCAAUGGUCAUACGACACGGAAGUUUUAG
Molecule: messenger RNA, 572 nt
Organism: Ruditapes philippinarum (Manila clam)
Lineage: Eukaryota; Metazoa; Mollusca; Bivalvia; Venerida; Veneridae
Exons: 2
Coding region: 21-572 (183 amino acids)
Source: RefSeq, a predicted model, not a curated record